UGUUCUGCUGGUUAAAGGCUUGUCUGCUAACCUUCUCUCUGUGCGGCGGCUGCAGAAGAGUAAGGCCGAAGUGACCUUUGGACCAACCAGCUGCCGUGCUAAGCUUGGGAAGAAGGUGCUGUGGAGACUGGAAGAGGAGACCAGCUGCAUCAAGGACCUGUGGCAGCUGCCCAUCAUCCCUUGGAAUGGGAAGACUCCAACAGCAGCAACGGCAGCAGUGGCAAAGGCAACAGCAGGAGGAGAUGCAACUGCACCAACUGAUGGGUGUUUUGUCGACGUCGUUUCUUGUGAAGACGACUUUUCUGUCCAGAAUUUCGGAUUUAUAUUUUGAGUAAUUCUAGCUCCUAAGUUCACCUAGACUCUGUCCUUAAUCCUAACA
This is a messenger RNA of Closterium sp. NIES-67, 379 nucleotides long. The record is from the annotation of a GenBank genome assembly. Lineage: Eukaryota; Viridiplantae; Streptophyta; Zygnematophyceae; Desmidiales; Closteriaceae.